This is a messenger RNA of Lepus europaeus (European hare), 1698 nucleotides long. RefSeq names its product CD151 molecule (Raph blood group) (gene CD151). Lineage: Eukaryota; Metazoa; Chordata; Mammalia; Lagomorpha; Leporidae. The transcript has 8 exons. The coding region runs from base 361 to 1122 and encodes 253 amino acids. The record is from RefSeq and is a predicted model, not a curated record. Gene Ontology annotation, cellular component: membrane.
UGGGUGGGACUUGGGGGGCUGUGCCCCGCUAGCUGCUCUUCCGUGGGCAGAGGGCAGGGGUGGGGCGAAGCCCCUCCCAGGAUCGGACUGUCCGGAUGCCUUUUCUGCCCCACCCUUGUCCAGACAAAAAUACCGGGCCUGGCCACUGCUGGCCAGUUUUCCCGGGGGCCCUGGCCACGGCCUUGGUGGCUAGCAGGCUGGGGCAGGGUUCUGCCUGUCCGCGGGAGCCAGGCCAGUAACCUGUUACCUGUCCUGCAGCCCAGCGCAGGAGCUUCCGUCCACCUGUCCCAGUCCCAGAGGUGUGGUUCCCGCCGGCGGGCGUGUGCUCUGGGCCUCCGAUCCUUCCCCGCCAGCCCCAGGAUGGGCGAGUUCAGCGAGAAGAAGGCCACGUGUGGCACCGUCUGCCUCAAGUACCUGCUCUUCACCUACAACUGCUGCUUCUGGCUGGCCGGCCUGGCCGUCAUGGCCGUGGGGGUCUGGACGCUGGCCCUCAAGAGUGACUACAUCAGCCUGCUGGCCUCCAGCACCUACCUGGCCACGGCCUACAUCCUGGUGGUGGCCGGCGUCGUGGUCAUGGUCACGGGCGUGCUUGGCUGCUGCGCCACCUUCAAGGAGCGGAGGAACCUGCUGCGCCUGUACUUCAUCUUGCUGCUGCUCAUCUUCCUGCUGGAGAUCAUCGCCGGCAUCCUGGCCUACGUCUACUACCAGCAGCUGAACGCAGAGCUGAAGGAGACCCUCAAGGGCACCAUGACCAGGCAGUACCGGCAGCCAGGCCACGAGGGAGUGACCAGCGCGGUGGACAAGCUGCAGCAGGAGUUCCACUGCUGCGGCAGCAACAGCUCGCGGGACUGGCGGGAGAGCGAGUGGAUCCGCUCGGGCGAGGCCGGGGGCCGCGUGGUCCCCGACAGCUGCUGCAAGACCGUGGUGCCUAACUGCGGGCAGCGGGACCACGCCUCCAACAUCUACAAGGUGGAGGGCGGCUGCAUCACCAAGCUGGAGACCUUCAUCCAGGAGCACCUGCGCGUCAUCGGCGCGGUGGGCGUGGGCAUCGCGUGUGUGCAGGUCUUCGGCAUGUUCUUCACCUGCUGCCUGUACCGGAGCCUGAAGCUCGAGCACUACUGAGGGGGCCUGGCUCCCCGCCUCGCGCUGCUGAGUGGACACUACUGACCCCGAGGGAGCCACGCCCCCGUCACGCCCACCGCACCGGCCACGCCCAUCACUGCUCAGCUGUCUGGGGGCUUGGGCUCCCUGCCUCCCACUACUGACCCCGAGGAAGCCACGCCCAGACCCCCACCGCACCGGCCACACCCCAGUGCCUUUCACUGCUCAGCUUUCUGCUUGGGGGGCCUGGGCUCCCGCCUCCCACUGCGGAGUGGAGACUACUGACCCGGAGUGGAGACUACUGAGGAAGCCACGCCCCUGCCCCCACCUGUGCCCGCCACACCCCAGAGGGCGGCCAAGUGCCUUUCACUGUACAGCUCUACCAGCGCCCCCUCCUGCAGGUCUUGGGGGACUCUUGGAUGCCUGUGUUGGGUCUGCCCAGCCCAGGCCCUGCAUGCUUGGUGGUCAGAGGCGGGGGGCCUGGCCGGGCCCUGGGCCCCUCCUCCGCCCCCUCCCCAGGAGGUCCCUGUGUGGGACUCACUGCUGUACCCCAGUCUGUCACGUGACAGGGGCUCAAUAAAGUUCGUGCACAGUGAA